This is a messenger RNA of Aspergillus steynii IBT 23096, 3127 nucleotides long. RefSeq names its product GTPase-activating protein GYP7. The coding region runs from base 377 to 2872 and encodes 831 amino acids. Gene Ontology annotation, molecular function: GTPase activator activity. NCBI's taxonomy places the organism in Eukaryota, Fungi, Ascomycota, Eurotiomycetes, Eurotiales, Aspergillaceae. The record is from RefSeq and is a predicted model, not a curated record. Gene Ontology annotation, biological process: activation of GTPase activity. The transcript has 5 exons.
AUCGCUGUUGCCUGUUCGUCAUUGUGGUCGGUGGCGAUGGAGAACGCCCACCAUGGAUCAGUCUCGCAACCACGUGCGUUUUCUGGAAUCUCCUUUCUCAAUUCGGCUGGAAUCUGCUCGGCGAUGCGACUGGUUUGUACCUGUGAAGUGAGGAUUUAGUGGUGAACAUCGAAAGAGUUCGUUGAACAUCGUUUUUGUUAUCGCGAUCGGAGAUCACAUGUUCGGCGAUCAGGUGGACCCCCUCGAUUACGUCGUGAUCCUCGCCUUCCGCUUCAUCGCCUUCUUGUUUCUUUCUCUCUUGUCGGCCGGGAAGAAUGAGCUUCAUCGUCUGACCUUUUCCGAUUCAUUCUCAUAAUUCGCCCGUCCAUCAGCCAAAAUGGCCGGUUCCGGAGUGCAGUACACCCCGCCGCCAUCGCCUCCGUCGCCGACGGCUUCCUUCUACGACGUCAGCGACGACGACGAAGAUGACUACAACACCAUCUCGCAUGCCACCUCUCGCAGAGGUGUAAAACUCUUGUUCUCCAAGAGCAAGGUCUAUGUUCACCCCACCCCUUCCUCUAGAGAUAACAUCCCGGGCUUCAUUGCUCUCAUUCAACAAAAACCGGCGCCUUCGACCACCGCUGCUUCCGCUGGCUCAUCAAGAAAUGGCGAAAAAUCCUCGUACCUUCUCGCCUGGGUCCCCGAAUCUUCUCUCGGUGACGCCUACGAAACCUACGUCAAAGUCGACCUUGCCGACGAUUCCUCUUCUCCGAAGCAAAGGUAUCUAGUGCCCCCGCUACCAGCGACAACUUCAUACCGGGAUCCCAUCGGCCUCUACGCAUUCGCCGUGCCGCUCUCCGAGAUAUACUCUUUACUGGUGCGACCGCCUAGCUUAGGAUGGUGGUUUGGAAGCCUGGUCAUCAAUACACGAGCUGGCGAUAGCUUUCCCGCUCUGUUUUUCCACGACUCUGAAUGUGAGUCGACAAUAUUACAGAAGAAGAAGAGAACCAGGGAAACAUUUGAUCCCUUCGCCGAGGAUGGCAGUGUGUUCUGGGGUGGCGACGAGGUCUUGAGGUGGCUGCGAAGAUAUGCCGAAGUCCAGCGUUCCGCCGUCGAUCACAGUGUGUAUCUUAUCAACCCGUCGGAUGAAGAUCAGAUGUCCUUUGGUCGUCCAUUAGCAUCCGAUGGACUGGAAGCGCAUCGAUCUCAGAACCCAGCGGAGAGCUCGGCUCAACCCGGUGGAAGCAGGCAACAGGAUGCGGGUAUGGACCCGUUCACCAAGGCACUGAAGGAAACUCGGUGGAAGGUCCUUGAAUCACUCAGCAAAAUAACGACCUUCACGAGGCGGACGGCGAACGAGAUCGCCGACAGCCCCCGCAUACCCCCUCAGAUGCGCCGACUGAUGAAAACACCCGAAAUCCAGACUUUGCAGGAUGAGUUCGAUAGCGCUAGGUUAUACUUAGCUCGGUGGGCGAUGAGUAUCUCUGAGCAGAGCGAGAAAGAGAAGAAUCAGCGCAUCUGGACUGCUCGAGAUGUUCUCGAAAUGGAAAAUAGCGAAGUUGGAGAUUUUGAAAUCUUGGAGCUCGAGACAGGAACCAUGUCUAUUCAUGAGCGACGCAAGGUGUUGACGCUUCAAGAAUGGGAAGGCUUCUUUGACUCGAACACUGGAAGACUGCAGAUUACAGUCGAGGAAGUGAAGGAGAGAAUAUUCCAUGGCGGCCUUGAUCCAAACGACGGCGUCAGAAAGGAGGCAUGGCUGUUCCUUCUCGGGGUCUACCCGUGGGAUAGCUCCCGCGAAGAUCGCCAGGCGCUUAUGAACUCCAAACGUGAUGAAUACAUUCGACUGAAGGGGGCUUGGUGGGAGAGGAUGAUUGAAGGGUCAUCUACGGAGGAGGAGUACGAGUGGUGGAAAGAGCAGAGAAACCGCAUAGAGAAAGAUGUUCAUCGUACGGAUCGCACGAUCCCUCUAUUUGCAGGAGAGGAUAUUCCCCAUCCAGAUCCGGACUCGCCAUUUGCCGAUACUGGCACCAACGUGCAUCUCGAGCAGAUGAAGGAUAUGCUCCUGACCUACAAUGAAUACAAUCCGGAUUUAGGUUAUGUACAAGGAAUGAGUGACCUGCUAGCCCCGAUCUACGCUGUCAUGCAAGACGAUGCAGUUGCGUUUUGGGCUUUUGUUGGAUUCAUGGAUCGAAUGGAGCGAAACUUCCUCCGUGACCAGUCGGGCAUGCGCGUUCAGCUUCUUACUUUGGAUCAUCUCCUCCAAUUGCUUGACCCUCAACUCUAUCUUCACCUGCAAUCUGCCGACAGUACCAACUUUUUCUUCUUUUUCCGGAUGCUCUUAGUCUGGUACAAGCGCGAAUUUGAGUGGGCCGACGUUCUUCGUCUAUGGGAGACCCUCUGGACCGACUACCUAACCAGCAACUUCCAUCUAUUCAUUGCUCUCGCCAUCCUAGAGAAACACCGAGACGUGAUCAUGGACCAUCUAAAGCACUUUGACGAGGUCCUCAAAUACAUCAACGAACUCUCCAACACCAUGGACCUUCUCCCAAUCCUCACCCGCGCCGAAUCUCUAUUCCGUCGCUUCGAGCGCUCCGUCCAGGCAAUCGACAAGAAGAACAACUUCCCCGCUCCCUCUGCACAUCAAAGGCGCCCAAUCCAAGACUCUACAGACCCAAAUAAGGGCAAAUCGCCUCAGAACUCCGCAAACGCCGGCUUCAGCAGCGGCGUCAAUGCCGGUCGCAACUCCCAGCCACCCUCAUCAUCCCAGGGGUCUGGUACAGAGCCCAAAGUCAUCUCCCCGGAACUGCGCGAUCUACUGAACAAGACCAUCUACUGGAGACAGGAGACAGAGUCGAAGCAUCCUCAACCGGAACAGAAUUCGCAUCCGUCAUAGAAAUUUCCCUUUCCCCCUUGCUUUGACCCUGAAUGUCUCUUGCACCGUCGACCUAGAACGAACGUGCAGAACAUGCAUUCUCUGUCAAAUGCGUAUGUGCUUAUAUCAAAUCAAUUUAUCGGCGACAAUAAGGAAUGGGUGGAUUGGCGUUUUUUUUAGCGUGGCUUUUUUUCUUUUUCUGUGUACUUUCUGUUCUGAUAUAAUCAUGUCAUUCACGUUCUAUGAAGCAGCUUUGGGAAUCAAAGAACUGAUCUG